This is a messenger RNA of Penicillium macrosclerotiorum, 237 nucleotides long. RefSeq lists its product as uncharacterized. Lineage: Eukaryota; Fungi; Ascomycota; Eurotiomycetes; Eurotiales; Aspergillaceae. Bases 1 to 237 code for a protein of 78 amino acids. The transcript has a single exon. The record is from RefSeq and is a predicted model, not a curated record.
AUGUCCAGCUUCCUCUCCUCCAAGAGCUCCAAGAGUUCCUCCAAGAGCAUGUCGAGCGACGCUGCCUCCACACACUCCACGGUUUCCACCGCAACCACCCUCAGGGGUACUGAGCUCUCGAAGAACAAGUGGUUCUCAUUGCUCUCCGAGCCCAAGCAUGUCACCAAGUCAGACGCGUUCUAUGCCAAACAGGCCACACACAAUGAAGCAGUUGCCAGCUACUUCAGCCUGCGCUGA